Molecule: messenger RNA, 6546 nt
Organism: Acipenser ruthenus (sterlet)
Lineage: Eukaryota; Metazoa; Chordata; Actinopteri; Acipenseriformes; Acipenseridae
Product: cysteine protease ATG4A
Exons: 13
Coding region: 82-1302 (406 amino acids)
Molecular function (GO): protein-phosphatidylethanolamide deconjugating activity
Source: RefSeq, a predicted model, not a curated record
GUAGCUAAAUAACUACAAUUACCAAGCACCAGUGUGUUGUAUUUGUAUUAAUCUCCCUUUAAACCCAGUGACAGCCGGAGGAUGGAAGCAGUUAGAGCUCAGUGUGAAACUCAGAUCAAUGCCUUCUCUGACCUCCUAGAGGACCUCCCGGACACUGCUGAGCCAGUCUGGCUUCUAGGAGAGCAGUACUGUGUGAAAGCAGAAAAAUCUGAGCUGCUGUCCGACAUCAGGUCGAGACUAUGGUUUACAUACCGGAAGAAGUUCUGUCCGAUCGGGGGUACCGGACCCUGCUCGGACACUGGCUGGGGCUGCAUGCUGCGCUGUGGGCAGAUGAUCUUAGCCCAAGCCCUCGUCUACAGACAUUUAGGAAGAGAGUGGCGCUGGGAGAAGGAGAAUUGUCAGCCCGAGGAGUAUCACAGGAUCCUGCACUGUUUCCUAGACAGGAAGGACUGCUGCUACUCCAUCCAUCAGAUGGCUCAGAUGGGGGUAGGAGAGGGGAAGUCAGUCGGAGAGUGGUAUGGACCAAACACAGUUGCUCAAGUGUUAAAGAAGCUAGCGCUGUUUGAUGAAUGGAAUUCCUUGGCUGUAUAUGUUUCCAUGGACAACACUGUAGUCAUUGAAGAUAUCAAAACACUGUGCAAGCUGCAGCCCAUGAAGGGCCAGUUAAAGCCCAGCAACUCAGGGCAGGUAGAGCCCCAGGCAAUGGGCAGCAUGCUCGGGCAGCUCAGCCCUCAGGCUCAGGGGACCCCCGGCUCACACCCAGGCUGGAAACCGCUGUUACUUAUCAUACCUCUGCGCAUGGGCAUAAACCACAUCAACCCUGUUUACAUUGAAGCUCUGAAGGAGUGUUUUAAGAUGCCACAGUCCCUGGGUGUUUUGGGUGGAAAACCAAAUCUUGCAUAUUAUUUCAUUGGGUUUAUUGGAGACGAGUUGAUCUAUUUAGACCCUCACACGACCCAGGCUGCUGUGGAUCCAGACUUUGAUGGGACUGUGGAUGACCAGAGCUACCACUGCCAGCGGAGGCCACGGAGAAUGAAAAUCCUGAACCUGGACCCCUCUGUGGCAGUAGGAUUUUUUUUCAAGACUGAAGCUGAUUUUGACAGGUGGUGCACAUUUGUACAGCAGGAAAUCUUAAAGAAAAGAUGUUUCCGAAUGUUUGAGCUGGUUGAGAAGCACCCUCCCCACUGGCCUCCAUUCAUCCCUCCCACUAAACCAGAGGUACAGACGACAGGAGCAGAACUCAUCGAGUCAAUGGACAAGCUGUUUGAAUCAGAAGAAGAAUUUGAAAUCCUGAACGUAUGACUUAUUUUUGUUUUUUUGAUAUUAUUGCCUUUUAACCGAUAAGUGCCUCCCACCACGCUCACACAAAGCACAAACUGGAAAGGAUCUGCAAAAAUACCCAUUGAAAACAGCAUCGGAAAUGGAAUCGGUUCUGUUAUAGGAAGGAGAUCCGUGGGAGACAGUUUCUGCAGAUUUUUCAAGGGGUUCACGUUUGUUUACAGCAAAGGGGUCACGCUGGCCCUGUUAUACCGUACGGAACCUGACUUCACAAAAAGGAAUAUUGAAGUAGGUAUUGUAUGCAUGGAUCUUUAAAUAUCUGGACUGCCUUCUGCAGAAAAAGGCUGAAUAAACCAGGUUUCCAAGAAAGCACGUUGGAGGAAGACUGCUUAUAAGAUGACAGAUACAAUCCUAUAUUGGUUGAAAGCGGUAUAUAAAAGUGCCUAACUGUGAAAAAUAUCAUACUGCAACGUUCUUGAUUGGUUGUUUGCCAUAAUUGUAGUUACAGAAGGUGGUGUAAUAACUGUAGAUCUGUCCUUGUUUUAAAAAAAUAACAGCUGCAGUCGGUAGCAAAAAUAAGGUGUAUUCAUAAAUGUAAAUAUGAAACCAGAAGUCAAAAAUGUAUUUCACAAUUUGAACCUGUGAGUACUUGAGAAGUCAAUUUUAUAAGAAAACAAGAAAAGGCUCUUAAAGGCAUGCAUUAUAUGAUGUAGAUUUUCUCUAGUAUUUAAUUUCAUACCUGUUUCUCUAAUUGCUAUUUUAAAGACUUCAGUAAGUGAAGCAAAGUGGCAGUGUUUUCUUGUCAGCCUAGUCUUUCAAUUUACCAUGUGUUUUACCAUCACAGCGUACUAUAGAGCAGAUCUGCCCAUGUUUAUAGCAAUGAGGAGACCAUUUACUCUUUAUUCUUAGCACACACACUCCAUAGAAUCCAAUGAUAAAGCUGGUCUGCCCUGUCAUCUUUGAGUCCUACACUCUUGGGUCAUGCAUAGCAUGAAACAUAGGGAAAAUGUGAGCAUUUAUUGUUUUUAUAUGGGCUGGGUCACACUAAUAGGAACAAUUAGCGGUCUACUAUUCAAAUUUAGUUUUCCAAUUUAUAAUCUUUUAUAAUUUCAUAUUGCAUUGCUAAUAUAUAUAAUGUUCAAACACAUGUAUUGGAUAUGGAUUUAUUGACACUGUGUCUUAAUAAUAAAACCCCAUGGCCAGCGUAAAGGGUGUUUUACACACUGAAAAAAUAUGAAUUACGCAUUAGAUUUAAAUUCAAUGUGUAACGAAUACAAUAAUAACAAUCUUUCUGCACAGCUUGAGUUGUCAUGUUAUCAAGCUUCUUGUACUGUGUUGGUUCCCGGCGUCUCAAUGGUCAAUUGUGAACAUACUGCAAGCGGUAACUAGACAAUGGAUCAUAGAAAUGCCGGAAACAAGUGACCAAUAAGUCUGGGUUUUCUAUAAAAAAAACAAAGUACUGUUGAAUCAAUACGGUUUGUGACGGGUGAAUAACCGACUGGAUAUUCAGGAUUGCUCUGCUCCGUCUUAGUCUCUCUCAACCUAACCUACCAAUCUGUCAACCGAAUUUUUGGAAGGUAAAGCUAUAUAAUAAAUAGAAAAUUCUGUGUUUGGAGAGAGUCGGUGCUUUAUAUUGCUGUAUCAAGGUGAUCAAUAAGGAAUACAAUACUAGGGCAGUAGCUAACUACAUCGAGAGGAGCAACUUCACAGACUAUAAUAUUAAUAAUAUUAUUAAGGCAGGACUAAAUGGCUGCAACAAAGACAUGGCUGGAUUUCUUCAGGUGGAAAAUAAGGAAAGGGAAGUUGUUAUUGGAAGCUUUUGUACAGUAGUUCAAAGUAACAUUACAGUUCAAAUGUAAGGCUGUAGUUAAUGCAUACCUCCUAAGUUAGCAUUAAAUUAUGUACUGUAUUUAUUGGAAGUACUUGUGAUUUCAAGGUAAUAUAGAUUUUACACACAUAGUGUUUAAAUUGGAGAGUAAAUUACUCAAAACCUUAUCUGGAGCAUUGCCCAUGACACACACAAAAAAAAAAUUGUUUAUUUAGCAGACGCCUUUAUCCAAGGCGACUUACAGAGACUAGUGUGUGUGAACUAUGCAUCAGCUGCAGAGUCACUUACAAUUACAUCUCACCUGAAAGACGGAGCACAAGGAGGUGAAGUGACUUGCUCAGGGUCACACAAUGAGUCAGUGGCUGAGGUGGGAUUUGAACCGGGGACUUCCUGGUUACAAGCCCUUUUCUUUAACCACUGGACCACACUGCCUCCACAUCAUUUAGUAUCGUUCUACUCUGGAUCAGAACAUUAGACCGAUAGGACUUUCAAAUAAUUGGGAACAAAAGCCUUUCUGAACAUUGUCACAUUUGCCCUAUUAUUUAGCCCUAUCAGCUUGACCAAGCCUAUAUAUAAAAAAAAAAAAAAGAUUGUGCUAUAAAACCUUUGAAGCAUCAAAAUGUGUCAGGGAAAGUUAUUUAGGCUUGGAAGAAAAAUACAUCUUCAAGGAGUGCUGAACAAUGCUUUAAAAUUGAUUUUAUGAUCUUUCCCAUUUCAAAUAUGUUCUUCAAUUGUUUUUAAUAUUAGUUCAUGAUGUGCAGAUGUCUGUAAAUGAAAUGCUAUAGAUAUCCUUCCUGGUACCUGUGUCAAAGGUUACAUGGUUAUAAAAAAGAUCUUGAACAGGAGCGAUAACAUUGCUGGUGUUAUUACAAAUUGAUAGGCUAGCUGCUUGUGGAGCAAUAGUGGAGAAAGGCAUUGGUAACAACAAGCACUGGCAAUUGGUAGACAGAGCUGCCCCCAGAUGUACACAGAGGUUUACAUCUGUUUGCUGUGCAGUACUUGUUUCUGGGAGGACGUUGGAAGCAUCACUAGGAUUUUAUUUCUGUUAUUAUAAAGGCAUGCAAGGCUUUUUCACUUUUCCAGGGUCAGCAUUUGUCAUGCUGUGGACACGACUAACCUGUCCGUGCACUAAAAGCUGCCUUUUCUAGUGGUUAAUGCAAGUCUGUGUAAGUGAUGUCUCCCUCUGCACCACAGUGGAAGUUGUGACAGUGUGGUAACUGACUACCAAAUGUCUAAGUGCUCUUUUGUGUAAUUUAUACUUUUCCUACACCAUUGCUGUUUAGUCCCCAAAGUCAUUUUAUUACAUUUCUGGUCUAUUUUGGUUCAAUCACACAGGUAAAGAAACAGUAAAACCUUAUUAUUGCUAGGAGAGGCAUGACCAGAUUUAUUUGUUUUAUUUGUAUGUACUUGAUUUUUGUUGCUGUAAAUCUUUUUUUUUUUUAUAAAACACUUUAGACUUUGCAUACAAACAGUAUGACAGAUACACCCAUGAAAUCAAGACAUUGGUUCACCUCAGUGAAAAUGGUUACUUCAUGUGGAUUAUUGAAUGCAAAACGUAGAGAAACUUUUGAAAGCAAAUGAUUUGGAUGUCAAGUGGUAAGCAUGAAACAGUAGAUUGAUGUAAGCACAAUGUAUACUGAAAGAUGUAUUUCUACUGUAUGAAUACCGCUAUAUAGUCUCUCCAUUGUAAAAAUGAAAUAUGUACAUGUUAUUUUCUAAAAAGGAACAUAAAUCCUCAAACAGUCUAUGCAGAAAUAUUGCAGACAACAAAAUACAGUGCUGUAAAAACAGAGGGUUAUGGGAACUGAGGAUUACGGUUACUGUUAAAAAACUUCAGGUCACUGUGAUGAUAAUGUAAAAUCAACAGCAGAAAAUACUGCUUGGCAAUACAACGCUUUACCAAUAAAACACAUCAUUACAUAUUUACCAGACGGCACCAUAGCUUUGACACUGGUAUGCUGCUCUGCAAAAAAAAUAAAAUAAAAAUAAUUCACCUCAGUUUGGCACACCUGUCACAGGUCUAGCAAGUUGUACAUCAUUAAAUUGUGUGUGGUUCUGCAUGAGUAUCUGGUCAAUUAACUGCAUCAUAUUUGUACUUUCUAACAAGGUUUUUGUUUUGGAACACUCCUCCCCCUCACUGUAUUAUGUUCAGAUUUCUGAUCUGUGGGUAAUGAUACAACUUCUGUUCAGGUCUCACUAGACUUCUGUGAAUUAAUAGCACUUUAAUAUUACUGUUGUCAUUGCAUUUUACGAGUAAAAUUGGACAUGUUAUUUAAACUGUCUGGUUUCAUCUAUAAUCCGAACCUAUCAUAAUGAAGUGCAUGCUGCUAGCAGCUGUAGAAACUUCAAUAUCACACGUCUAUGACUGUAAAAUAUUUUACAGCUGUCUUUUAUUGAAAUGUUUUUGUGAUUAAAGUAUAAAGUAUGAAAAGCAUGCAACAAGGACUAAUCAUUUUAACAUGGUACAGAUUACAAUCACUACACCAAUCUGAUCAGGGUCCAGUCUCACAUGGUUCAGAUUAGCGAGCGUCUCCCUCUUACUCAACCAUUGAGAGUGUUAUAGUUACAGAUGGGCUGAAGGAGGGAGCAUGGUCCUAAUGGUGAGAUCAAGAAAAUGACUAUAAAAAAAACUUUGAAAAGUUUAUUUCAAAAUUUACACAAGACCAUUCAGAGCCAAUAUCUCUCAAGAGUACUGUACACGAAAUGUAAACUGAAAUCCAUCCAAUAUUCUUCGACUGAUAAUAAAAUGUUUAAUAAGACGUCUUCGGACUGCGUAGCAAUCAAAGCCUGGUAUUUUCUUUUUCUUUUCUUUUUUAAUAUACUGUGGUACAGCACAAGCAGCAGUACAGACUGGAUCCUUACACCACCCUGCUAAGUGUAUGUUUGUAAUUACUGAUCAAUAAAAAAUCAAAUGGAAUUAUAAAACAAAGCAAAAACAACAAUACAGGUACAAUUAAAAAAGUGAUUUUAGCGGUCAAAUGUACAUACACCCCCCACAGUAUUAAACUUUUUAUUUACGCCAAAUGUAUUAGCUAGGGGUUUGAAUAUAGUAAAAUUAUACACCAUCUGGAUACUUACAAAACUAGUGUACCCAAGGCUACCUCUGAAAGAAAAGGUUACAGUGAAAGACUAGUGGUCACGAAUCAGCCCCUCUUGUAAGUUUAAAAUCAGUAGAAGCCAGAUUAAAAUAAUGACAGCAGAUUUUGGAUGUAAGCUUUUCUGCCAAGUAAAAUAAAUGUCGUGAUUUACACCAAGAGCUAUAUAAAGCCAACGGAAUAUUAAAAAUAUUUUAAAAAGAUGAAAUAUGUACACCACAGAUGGGUAGGUAUAAAGAAGUUAAAAAGUGUUUUAAAUUAUUAUUUUUUUAGUGUAUGUUUGAUCAGAAAGUUUCCCAUUAGCAUCAGUAUAAUAAAAGCAUUAUGAGAAGCAAAAAAAAAAAA